AAGACAUGAAGACAAAUAGCUGCAUAUCACUUAAUGGUUAGACCAUCUUUUUUCUGUAUCUUUAACUAAUAGCUUCCUCCUAAUUUAAAGUCAGUAUCAUGUAAAGUAAUGAAACGUUUUUGGUGUACAAAAAACAAGAAUCAAACAGGCUGAUCCAUUCGUUGUCAGCAGUUUCUCAACAUGCUAAAAAUAAACUUCUCUUUGUUAAACUUUUACUUGAGCAACAUAGAAACUUCAGUUUUAACUUGAGUGAGCUGACAUUUAACAAGCAUCGACUGUGACAGCACCUCAGACAACCGGCUAACCACAUUAGCUUGUAGCUUAGUACAUGCUGGUCAUUCAAAUCAUAUCUUAUUCAGAUCAUUGAAUGAGACUGCUAUCAUUUCCGUUUUCUUUUUCCCGUGGAAACAAACAAAGCUACUGAGUUUAGUGACAUAACUUCCUGGUGAGGGUAAAUGAGACUUCCUGAAACUGGUGAAUGCAACAUACCCUCCUAUGUCGUAUACUUCUUCCUAACUUGUGGUUUAUUAAAAGCUUUUGUCGUCAUGGGUCCAGAUUCACUUUCCUAAUAUCCUUUCAUGUAACUUCAGAAUUAGGGGGAGAAGGUAUUGCACGCUGUAUGGUAAUGUUACAUACAUUUUUAUUCUAGUUCCAGCUAAAGUGACAACUGCGUUAAGUUAAUAGGGUCUAUGUGGUCUUGUAUUCAUUACUCUCCCAGAGUACGAUGGUGUUUUCACCUGGGCAGAGGCAGUUGGGAAACAUGGUGACUCAGUCCACCGCGAUGUGACAUGGCCAGGGAUAGGGACAGCACUAUGUACUGCACUGCUAGCUAAACUUAAAAACUUUGCUUGACAAUGGUAAUGGUGUCAUUAACAUAGCUCUGUAUUUUACUUUCUGUUUAUGAAAGUAAGAAUAAAAGUAAGAAAUCCUUCCAUUUGAGAUGUCGGCAGAAGAGAAAGCUAAUUCAUUUUCUGUGGACCUUAUAGUUCCAGUGUUACACCUCCAAAUCCUGCACCAAGCAAUAUAACAUAUCUUCUUUCAGUAAAUAGUGCAGUACAAUAUACUAGUGCGAAUAACUACAGAAUCAUAUCAGCACCAUUCUGACACAUUAUCAACAGAAGCUGAACACUCUAAAACCUGCUGAAACUGUUGCAUAGAUCUGCUUAAUGAGUCAGUGUUAUACAAGACUCUUGAUGUUUUCCCAUCAGACUGUUGGCCUCCUGACUCCCUCAGUCACGUAAGUUGCUCCCAGCACUGUUUGUUUUAGGCAGCAGUAAUUGAAGGAUUAACUCGCUCAAAGCUGCUAGACAGGUUAAAAGUAGCAAAACCAGACUAUCUUUAUUCCGAAAUAAAGGUCAGGCUGUAGACCCAGUUCCACUGAGGAAUGCUGUGCAAAUACAUGUGAAUAUAUGAAGCAGCAGAAAAGGUGACCAAAGGUCAAAGCGAAGCAGUGAGAGGAUAGGUCAGCCAAACUGAAAAGUAACCAGUCAUUCUCUGUGCAGGGGCGUGGUUGUGAUACUGCUCAAGGUAUAUGGGCGCACCCUGCUUGUUUUUGUUUUAUUGGGAUUGCUUUGGCCAGUAGUUGUCGGGGAGUGUUUGUUGUCCAACUACAGAGAGAAUCUCCACCCGUCACGAUGAUCCUCAACACCCCAAACACCACCUGAAAGGAACCGCUGUUGACCCAAGGAGUAGUGACUUGUCAGCACACUGUGUUAUGUAUUUUCACCCUUUUAUUUGAUCUUAGUCAACAUACACUCAGCCAGCCGUCAGAGAACUUUGUUGUGAGCUUUGUUUGAAUACUGUACCAAUUUAUGAUACGUGUAUGUGAUUUUAUGUACUCACUCAAAGUCCACAAUUGUCUAGAUAAAGACCUUCAAUAAAAGGUUUUGCAGAAACAGUUUAAGUGAUCGCUAAUGACCAGCACUGAUUAUAUUUAAGUUAUCAUGGUGACUGUAGUAGGACAGCAGGAAGCUCGAGUGCAUUCUUUUGUAUUCUCAUAACACAUAGUUACAUCAUUUAUCCACUUAGCCCUGAUGAUAUAUUCUCAUCCUGGACUUCCCCUUUCUGCACGUCACCUGGCCAUGUUGUCUCUGCUUGAAAAUGGUCAUGAAAUGAAAAAGUCACUUUUCUGGCAGACAUUGUUGUUGUAAUUUUAUACAUGAAGAAAGAUGAUUGGGUAAUGUCAGAAAGCUUGUUGUGCUGUAAUACCUGUCACCACAGUGCAUACAGUAGGUUUGACAGAGCUGUGUCAUUGUUGUGUUUCAGCAAAUCACACCUGUCCAAUAAGGAAAUCCCUUCCCUAACGUGGGCGGGUUCAGCACAGCAGACUGGGUGGGGCCUGACAUGAAGUCAGCCUUUAAGAUGAGUGAGAGCUUUAAUUUAGCAGGAGAAUGCAUCAGGAAGGUUUUACUGUUAAGUCCUCGGUGGGACAAAUAUAGCCUCAGUGAAUCCCGUUGGAGAGGUGGUUAGCUGAUCCCGGAGCCCCACCACAGCGCAUGGAGAGACGCUCAACCUCUCACACAGCCGGUGGCUCGAACUUAAGAAGUGAACUGACGAGGUUGCUUCAGCUGCUCAACAAUGUGCAGCAUUUGAGGAAGUUGUUAAAGGCAGAAUGAGUUGUUUUGUGCGCUGCCGGGACAGAGCCCCGUUCUCCUGCUGAGUCGACCUGAAGCAGCGUCUUUGUUACAUGUGUACAGCCAUGAAGUUCAACCAGUGCGUACUACAGGAUACCCCUGCGAACAACGAGAACAAAGUGUGGAAAUGUAUCACAUAGGGUUUGCAGGAACCCGCAGGCUGAUUGGGUGAAAUAUGUUCUCUUGGCACGAUCCGCACAUGGAGAGAGAGCCUGCAAGGCACAUUCAGGACCCCGCCAGCCAGAGACUGACGUGGAACAAGCCACCAAAAAGUGUCCUUGUGAUCAAGAAGAUACGAGAUGCCAGUCUGCUCGAGCCUUUCAAAGAGCUCUGCAUAUUCCUCACUGAGGUGAAAAAUAUGAUUGUUUAUGUGGAAAAGAAAGUUCUUGACGACCCAGCCAUUUCAGGUGAUGAAAACUUUGGGGCCAUUACUAAGAAUUUCUGCACUUUCAGAGAAGAUCAUGAUGACAUCUCCAAUCGCGUAGACUUCAUCAUCUGUCUUGGUGGAGAUGGGACCCUGCUGUAUGCAUCUUCACUCUUUCAGGAGAGCGUUCCACCAGUUAUGGCCUUCCACCUGGGCUCUCUGGGCUUCCUGACACCUUUCAAGUUUGACACCUACCAGUCUCAGGUCACCCAAAUUAUCGAAGGUAAUGCUGCCAUUGUCCUGCGAAGUCGCUUGAAAGUUCGGGUGCUUAAAGAGAACUGGGAGAAGAAGGCCAGAGUGGAUGAAAAGGGCAUUAUCCUGACAAAUGGGGACAUUGAAAGUAGCCGGAAAGCCAUGCACCAUCAGGUGCUGAACGAGGUGGUGGUGGACAGAGGACCCUCAUCAUAUCUGUCCAAUGUCGACCUCUUCCUGGACGGACAUCUCAUUACCACAGUGCAGGGAGAUGGUGUGAUCGUGUCCACACCUACAGGAAGUACAGCUUAUGCAGUGGCUGCAGGAGCUUCCAUGAUCCACCCCAACGUCCCAGCCAUCAUGAUCACCCCCAUCUGCCCACACUCGCUCUCCUUCAGACCCAUCGUGGUGCCUGCCGGGGUCGAGCUCAAGAUAAUGCUGUCACGUGAUGCCAGAAACACAGCCUGGGUGUCAUUUGAUGGAAGAAAGAGACAAGAGAUCUGCCAUGGAGAUAGUAUUACCAUCACCACUUCCUGCUUCCCCGUUCCCUCCAUUUGUUUCCGGGACCCGGUCAACGACUGGUUCGAGAGCCUGGCCCAGUGUUUACACUGGAAUGUGAGGAAGAAGCAAAACUACCUCAGCUCGGAGGAUGAAGAGUUCUGAGGGCGUUUCCAUGAUCUCUGAGGUCUUCUCUAAAGUCUCCAGGACUCCUAAGUCUUGCUUUUAAGUUUGACCUUGCUCUGUGUCAUUUGGCUUUUAUAGAUGAGGGUUCUUGCCAAACUCCAUUCAAAAAUCUUUCAUAACAAUGUUGCCAUUCACAUGUAUUAAAAUCAAUAGUAUUUUGUUAUAUUAACAAGUGUUGGGCCAAAUAGCACUUUUGCUUUGGCUCUCAAUGUUUUAUUUUAAUAAGAGAUAAACUAUAAAACCCCAUGUGUUCAAAUAAAUGAAAUAAAAAGAAUAUUUAAAAUACUAAUAUGACAUAAAAACAGACUUUUCAAAAAGGGAACGCUGGAAUAAAAAAUCUAUAUUGAAACAAAAAAGAAAUGAUGAAAAUUUUGUUCACAAAAUUAGCUAAGUUUAAAUAAUUCAUUAAAUUAUUAUUAUUAUUAUUAAAGUGUUUCACAAUUUAUUGGAGGGGACACAGUGGUGCAGUGCUUAGCACUGUCGCCUCACAGCAAGAGGGUUCCAGGUUUGAGUCUACCUGGGCCCACGUGGGUUUUCUCCAGGUUCUCCAGCUUCCUCCCACAAUCAAAAAACAUGCACAUUAGGUUAACUGGCUACCCCAGAUUGUCCUUAGGUGUGAGCAUGUGAUUGUGUGUCUUGUGUGUCAGCCCUGCGAUUGACUGGUCAAUUUAUUGGACGCUUUGGAAUUGCAAAUCUUUGAGUCGAAUAAAACUCACUCAUAUUACUCAGAGAACCAGGGUUACACAAGUGACCUACCUAAGUUUGCAUGUUAGAAGUAUGCAACAUUAAUGAGGAGUCUGUAAUGUUCCCCUCAUGUUGUGAUGUGUAAGCAUGUUAAAAUGGUGGAUUUAUGAAUGGAGUUUGUCCUGACUAUUGUUCCAGGAUUGUCUCUGUUUUUUGACUCGCAAUGCAAGGUGUUGGAUUAUCUUGGACUAAAACACACAAAGUCAGUUGAAGAUGGCAUUUAUGGCAAUACUCUUGAUGUGUGUUAUCAGGUCUGUUCUAGCACUUUUUAAUCUUAAAGGUGGAUGGCAGGGACACAUGUACUACUUAAUAAACCACAAAAGUUGGUUCUCAAUCAAGGUAAAGACUGCAAUUCCCUGGUAAACAAAUUGUUAAACUGAAUUCUGUUAAUCAAAUCAGAAAAAAAUGAUGUAAUGCCAUCAAUGAAUGACAAAUAUUGUUGUUGUUACACAUUGUUAGGUGCUCCCUGGGGAAGAGCAGAUUUACAGUACAUCUACUAGGCAAUACGGGCCCAACUGUACAGACUGUGCCUUAAACACUGGUAUCAUUAAUGUAUAGAAAUCUUAUUUUUUAAGGUUUACAUCAUGGUAAGAUUUUUUUUAAUUCAACACUAGCACAGAUCUGUGAUUUGCGUGUUUUCAUUGUAACCACAUGUUGACUGUUGUCUUUGCCGUCUUCAGCACACAAGGCUUCAUAGACCAACUUCAGUAUGAUCCAUGGUGUGUCGUCAGUGCACUGGAUGACGUGUCAACAAUGAGGCAGAGUGAUAUUAAUUCCAGACAAACAAACCGCAGUUCAGAAAUCUUUAGUCUUUUUAACGUCUUUUGAUUUUUUUUAAAAAAAUGUCCUCUAAGCCAUAGCUGAGCUGUGUGUAGGGUUUAUAGAGCAGUGUGUGUGUGUGUGUGUGUGUUGAAGAAAGACAUCCCUUCUCAUUGGUUUGCUACACGUCUGUCACUGUGCAGUCUUUGCUGAGUACUUCAUGGUGGCCUGCCUUGCAUAUCUGUUCACAUAUAAUGUCUACAUCUCAAUGUGUUUGCUAACUACUUUGACAAAUUGUGUCAAGAUGAAAAUAUGAAAAGCAGUGCCACCUGUUGUAACUCUCAAGUGGACCAACUGCAUUAUAAAAGGCAAUCAUUCCGUGAACUUGGCGUGUGUGUAUAUGUAUGUAUGUAUCUAUCUAUCUAUCUAUAUGGAUAGAUAGAUAGAUAGAUAGAUAUAUGAUGCUUAAAUAGGUUGUAUUUUGUAAAAUCUAUGUUUAUUAACCAGUUUACAGUGUAUCGUUGCUGAAAAUAAAUCUGUUUGGUACUUUUUUAUAUUACAAGAAAUUCUUCAGUGCUUAAUUCUUUUUGUUUGAGAAAACAAAAUUUUUGUUGGUAAUGGGUCAAAGUGCAGUGAAGUAAAUUCAGAUAGAGCCAAAGCUUAUUCCGAAUGCAUUCCAGGACAACUUGUACAGUCUAAUUUACAGAUGAAGUUCUUCAGCUGACGUGUCAGUAGAUACUGGCAGCCUUGUUUCCAAUGUUGAGUUCCACUAAACCCAGUUCUACAAAAGGUUUUGACUUCUCUUUUCUAUGAAGCAUUAUCAGCUCUUAAAGUGCUUUUCACUUUUGUAACUCUGAGAGCCUGUAACUCGGACUUUUGUAUCAGUAAGUUUGUUAAUGUUUCUAAUAUGAAUCAUGCUAUUUUUUUUUUUUGCAGAGCACUUUAAUAAACAGAGAGAAAUGUAACCAGGAAGUGUGUUAUCCACCUGUUUGAUCAGCGUGCUUCACGCUUGAAAUCGGUUCUCGGGUCCAUGUUUGCUAUAAAUCAUGUCAGUGUUGUGGAAUUCAUGCAGUUCGUUGAGAAAAGUUUAAAAAAAUAAAAUAAAAUAAAAUAGAA
Molecule: messenger RNA, 6552 nt
Organism: Scatophagus argus
Lineage: Eukaryota; Metazoa; Chordata; Actinopteri; Scatophagidae
Gene: nadka
Product: NAD kinase a
Exons: 11
Coding region: 2809-3912 (367 amino acids)
Biological process (GO): NADP+ biosynthetic process; NAD+ metabolic process
Molecular function (GO): NAD+ kinase activity
Source: RefSeq, a predicted model, not a curated record